This is a messenger RNA of Gaeumannomyces tritici R3-111a-1, 2814 nucleotides long. RefSeq names its product pre-mRNA-splicing factor ATP-dependent RNA helicase prp43. The transcript has 2 exons. Lineage: Eukaryota; Fungi; Ascomycota; Sordariomycetes; Magnaporthales; Magnaporthaceae. Gene Ontology annotation, cellular component: intracellular anatomical structure; spliceosomal complex. Bases 141 to 2489 code for a protein of 782 amino acids. Gene Ontology annotation, molecular function: RNA binding; ATP binding; RNA helicase activity. The record is from RefSeq and is a predicted model, not a curated record.
UUUUUGCUUUGUGCCGUGUUUGCUGCGCGCUUCCCAGCAGAAAGACACCGACCCGACCCGCUAGUGCGACAAAGACUCUUGACCGAGAAUCGCUUCCUUUUAACCCCGCGCCGCCGCUGUCUGUGGCGCCUGCUCUUGUGAUGGCUGACAAGAACGAGUCAGGUGUUUUCAAGGGAUCCAAACGUCCCAGCGCCGACGAAUCCCCCGGAUCCCCCACCCAGAAGCGCUUCAAGGGCUCCGACUCUGCGCCGCCAUCCAAGGCCGACAGCUACAAUCCCUACCUAGCACACAUGUACGAAAACGACCGCAAUGGGGCCAACUCGCCCGCGUCCCUCGUUGCUGGCCUGAAGCGCCACGCGACGACGGCCGAACAGGCUGUGAAGCUCGAGGAAGCCGAUCGCAACGCCUUCACGGGCGGCGAACACAGCGAGAGAUACUUCAAGAUCCUCAGGACGCGCCGCGACCUGCCCGUCCAGCAGCACCGCCAGGAGUUCCUCGAUGUUUACCACAGCACCCAGAUCAUGGUGUUCGUCGGUGAGACGGGUUCUGGAAAGACGACGCAGAUCCCGCAGUACGUGCUGUACGACGAGCUCCCCCAGCUCAACAAUAAGAUGGUGGCAUGCACGCAGCCCCGCCGUGUCGCCGCCACGUCGGUCGCGCAACGUGUCGCAGACGAGCUGGACGUCGAGCUCGGCCAGGAGGUCGGCUACAGCAUUCGUUUCGAGAACAGGACGGGCCCCAACACCAUCCUGAAGUACAUGACGGAUGGACAGCUGCUUCGCGAGACCAUCCACGACCCAGACAUGUCCCGCUACAGCUGCAUCAUUAUCGAUGAAGCCCACGAGAGAACGCUUGCAACAGAUAUUCUGAUGGCACUGCUAAAGCAGCUGUCCCAGCGGCGCAAGGACAUCAAGAUCAUCAUCAUGUCGGCCACCCUUGACGCCGCCAAGUUCCAGCGGUACUUUUACGAUGCGCCCAUUCUGGCCGUGCCCGGCCGAACGCACCCUGUCGAGAUCUUCUACACGGCCGAGGCCGAGCGUGACUACAUCGAGGCGUCGGUACGGACCGUCCUGCAGAUCCACGCGACGGAGGGCAAGGGUGAUAUCCUGCUGUUCUUGACAGGCGAGGAGGAGAUCGAGGACGUCUGUCGCAAGGUGCGCCUAGAGGUGGACGAGCUGAUCAGGGACGCCGGCUGCGGGCCCAUGACGGUCUAUCCUCUAUACGGAACGCUCCCUCCGAACCAGCAGCAGAGGAUCUUCGACGACGCUCCGCCGCCGCUCCGUAAGGGCGGAGCUCCCGGACGGAAGUGCAUUGUGGCGACAAACAUUGCGGAGACCAGUUUGACCAUCGACGGUAUCGUCUAUGUCGUGGACCCUGGUUUCAGCAAGCAAAAGAUUUACAACGCGCGCAUCCGCGUCGAGUCGCUCCUUGUCACUCCCAUCUCGAGAGCGUCGGCGCAGCAGCGAGCUGGUCGUGCCGGUCGUACGCAGCCAGGAAAGUGCUUCAGGCUGUACACGGAGGCGGCCUACAAAAAGGAGCUCAUCGAACAGACCUACCCCGAAAUCCUUCGGUCUAACCUUAGCAACACGAUUCUAGAGCUCAAAAAGCUCGGCGUGGACGAUCUGGUCCAUUUUGACUUUAUGGAUCCGCCAGCGCCCGAGACCAUGAUGAGGGCUCUCGAGGAGCUGAAUUACCUGGCAUGUCUGAACGACGAUGGAGACCUGACAUCGCUCGGCCACAUGGCCUCAGAGUACCCGCUAGAUCCUGCCCUAGCCGUGAUGUUGGUGUCGUCACCCGAGUUCUUCUGCUCCAACGAGAUGCUCUCCAUAACGUCGCUGCUGUCGGUGCCACAGGUUUUCAUGAGGCCGACCAGCAAUCGCAAGAGGGCAGACGAGAUGAAGGAGCAUUUCAAGCAUGAUGAGGGAGAUCACCUGACACUGCUCAACGCGUACCAUGCUUUCAAGGGCGAGAUGAGCAAAGGGACUGACAUGAAGAAGUGGUGCCGCGAGCAUUUCCUCUCGCUCCGGCACCUGAGCAGCGCCGACAACGUGCGGGCGCAGCUCAAGGGGAUCAUGGAGCGCCAGGAACUCGAGCUCGUGAGCACGUCCUUCUCGGACAAGAACUACUACACCAACAUCCGCAAGUGCCUGGUUGCGGGCUUCUUCAUGCAGGUUGCACUUCGCGAGUCCUCAAGCGGCAAGAUCUACCACACCAUCAAGGAUAACCAGAUCGUGAUGUUGCAUCCCAGCACCGUCCUGACCACCGAGUACGACUGGGUCCUGUACCACGAAUUUGUGCUCACCUCCAAGCAGUACAUCCGAACAGUGACUUGGAUCAAACCCGAGUGGCUUUUGGAUAUCGCUCCGGCCUAUUACGACCUCGCCAACUUUGAGGACGACAGGGCAAAGCAGGCGCUCAAGCGCGUCGCUGAGACGAUCAAGAGGAAGAAGGCCACGCGGUCCCAGGCUGGCGGCUCCUCCAAGUAUUAGAGUUUUGCUUCUUUUUCCUUGUAGUCCCACCGUUACGGGGCCGACAAAGGGGGGGCGUGGCCGCAUGCGGGUUUGCCGCCGGCAAAAUUUGCAUUUCAUGGACGCUGUCCGAUGGCAGGGUGCUGGAGCGGUCUGGCUGUUUGUACCCCGAGGUACCUUGACCACCUUGACUCCUGCGGAGGUACCCAAGCGCCACACGCGCAGGAUAACAUUUCCUAUCAAGUCGAGACGCGCCGAGGCCCGGAACGGGGCAGCACGGCGAAGCUAGCGGCAUUUGAUACCAUAGCUCAGCUUUACAAUGACGAGGAUCAAGAUGUAUUAUUGG